Messenger RNA from Meira miltonrushii, 581 nucleotides. RefSeq lists its product as uncharacterized. Bases 1 to 543 code for a protein of 180 amino acids. The record is from RefSeq and is a predicted model, not a curated record. NCBI's taxonomy places the organism in Eukaryota, Fungi, Basidiomycota, Exobasidiomycetes, Exobasidiales, Brachybasidiaceae. The transcript is spliced from 3 exons.
AUGUAUCCCUAUCUAAGAAUUGUUGUCAAGGAAAAAGUCUAUGCAGAGGUUAAUCUCGAUCCAAAACUCUCUGUAGCACAUCCCGGACCGGAUAACACACACGCUUUCUUCACAGUUGGUGACCAUAACGGUGUCCGAUUCUCAAUUGUAAAGAAGUCUGAAGCAACAUGUGCGAACACGGUAGCAAAUUCCGACAAUUUAGACGGAAUGAAUCCUUUCUUCACUACGCCAUGUCAAAUUGAUGCUUCCAAGGCUGAUCAAACUGUUCAAGUUCAAUGUAUUGAUCCUAAAAAUCCCAAAAAGAAACUUGGUGGCAAAGCAACGAUUACAUGGUAUAAAAGUCCAAAUUCUGACAAACAACGUUCGUUCGGCUUAAAGGUUUCAGCAAACAAAAAGAUUUGGUUAGGAACAACGGCUCAAGAAGAGGCUACAGCACCUCUCAUCAAUGGUAAAUGGUCUAAAUCAGGUUUGCAAGGUGCUGCGAUCAUUAUCAAUUGCGUUAAUAACACACGUGCCGUAUUCCAAGAUGGCAAAUACAACUGAAAGAUAGGCAUUGAUGGUAUAUCCACUUGUGUCCUGAC